Messenger RNA from Bursaphelenchus okinawaensis, 3849 nucleotides. NCBI's taxonomy places the organism in Eukaryota, Metazoa, Nematoda, Chromadorea, Rhabditida, Aphelenchoididae. The record is from the annotation of a GenBank genome assembly.
AUGGCGAAGAAGAAGGCGAAAACUGCCGAAAAUUGCUCUAGAAAUUACUUGGAUGUUAUUUACAUUGUUUUUGUAUUGAUUUUAGGUAAGGAAAAGGCAUUUUUUGAAGAAAAAUGGCUAUAAAUAAAGCAAAAGAACAUUAUAAUUUUUUCAGCAAGUAUAAUAUCAAUUGGACACUCGAUUUACUUGUAUACAUUGUUUGAAAAUGACCGAUUCUUCUCACAUUUGUCUGAUUUGGAACGAGAAAUGUCAUAUCGAACGGAAAUGGUAUGGGUUUACUUGUUUGCUUGAUUUUUAGGAAACAAAAGGCACUAGAAGGGAUGGAAGAGGGCUUAAAAGAAGCGUAAUAUACCAUGGAAUGAAAUAUUGACAUUUUAGAAAAUUUGGUUUAAAAAUAAUUGAGAUAUUUGAAGUUUUGUAAGGACUUUCAUCAGUAAUGAAGGAUCAUGAUUUAUAUUUUAAAUCUUGAGCUAAAAUAGAGUAUAAAUUUAUGUAAAAUGAAUUCAACGGGCCAAUAGCAGUACAAGGGAGGUAACUUCAAUAAGUUUCAGGGGUUGUACUUUUCCUACUACAAGAAAAUAGUCAAUUCUCCGUCGUUUAUAUCCGGAGUUCAGAAUAUUAUGUAUGACGAUAGAGUAGAAGCUGGACAUACGAUUAAUGCUCUUCAGAGGUUCAACCUAUAUCCAGAGGUGUAUCUUGGAGCAGCUUUUAGUAUUUUUAAGCAAUUUACCAAAAGUUUUGGGUAUGAAGAUGAGAUUUGUUAUCAAAUCAACCGUGGCAAACUGCCGCCAGUAAAUAGCUGUGAAGGUGUUGGUAAUCUACAUUUCUUCUACAAUUAUGCUGUCUUUGGGUUAGCUGGUACUGUGUUGGGUUCUGUUUUUGUUCUUGGUACUUUGUUGAGGUGAGUUUUGGCAAAAACGGGCUUUUACUUGAUGUUUUAGUUAUAAAAUAAUAUAAAACUUAAUAUAAUUGAAAUAUUUUGCAUAUAUAACUCAAUAAAAUUGACUUGUUUUGCAGUAACACCAUAUCAGGAGGGUUGAUAUCAGCGGCGGCGUAUCUUUACAAUCAUGGCAAUGCUACUAGAGUACAAUGGACGCCACCGCUAAGGGAAUCUUUCGGGUUUCCAAUGUUAUUCUUUCAAAUGGCAAUGUUAACCAUGUUUUUAAGGUAACUUCCAAUAUAGUUUUUUCUAAUUUUGAUGUGAGUGUGUGUUGUUGUACAUAAAAUUUGAUGUUUUAGGAGCAAAAACGCUGGAAAGUUUGGAUUGUUCUUGUUUGGAUGGUCUACCUUGCACUUUAUUUUGUUCUGGCAGGUGGGUAAAUGAACUUUUUAAUGUUACCCAAUUUAGGCUUAAAUGAGCAUGAUUUAGGCUUAAGUAUAAAUUUUUAGGCUUUUAUAAUUUUUUAGGUUUGUAAAAAAACUUUUUGCCCUUUUUUGAUUUGGAAAGAAAUUUAAUGCCAUUUUUUGAUUUGUAAACAAAGUUCUUGCCAUUUUUUGUUUUUUAAACAAAGUUUUUGCCAUUUUUUGCCUUGUAAAGAAAGUUAUUGUUAUAUUUUUCAGUUUUCCGGCUUUGCCCUAUUCGCCCAGCUCUCAUGCCUAUUAGUCACCUACUCACUAGGCCUAAUUCAACAAGACCUGGUCAAAAAGCUGUGGAAUACCUACAUGAUCAGCUUGUUAAUGGGAUUUGUGUUGUUAUUCGGAAACUCUUUGAUCCUGAAUUCAUUGUUUUUCACUGGAUUGGUCAGCUUUAAAGUAAGUUUUAACAAAUUAGGGACCUUGAGGAGUUUUUGGAGGAUUUGCGAGCUGCGGGUGACAAGUUAUACGAUGGGGGAAGAGAUUUUAUAAGUUUUCGCUUUGUAAAGAAAGUUCUUGCCAUUUCUUGUUUUGUAAAGAAAGUUUUUGCAAUUUUAUGUUUUGUAAAGAAAGUUCUUGUGAUUUUUUAUUUUGUAAAGAAAGUUCUUGCCAUUUUAACUUUUGCAAUAUAACUUUGAAAUUUUUAGAUAAUAACAAUGCUCGACACAAAAAUAUCCUUCUCCGGAUCACCAAAACUACUAUUAUACACAGUAUUCUACCUCACAACGACAGUAGGCCUAAAGUUCUUACUGGGCAAGUCACUAGGCAUUCGUGAUGACGACCACAUCUUCGACAUUUUAAAAUCGAAAUUUACAAACUUUGCCACAUUCCACACAAUGUUAUACACCUGCGCUGCUGAAUUUGACUUCUUGCCAUUGGCUACAAUCAUAGAGCUAAGCGAAACUUAUCUUACUAUAGCUGCUUUACUGGCAUUGUUGAUUACUGUAGUGUUUGUGUUUAAAAACAUUCUUUUGUUACAGUAUGAAGACAGUAAGGAGUUUGGACAUGUAAGUUUGGGUUUAUAAACAAACUUAUUCCAGAUUAAAGGUUUUGGAGAAGUUUUGGAAAGUCAAAGAUUGGUGGAAGGUUUACAGUGCAAAAUACAUUACAAAUCUUCCAUUCAACUUCCACUUUUAAAAACUGUCAAAAAUGCAUUUUUAGGCCAUUUUAAGACAUUUUAAAAGUGGAAGUUUGAUGGAAGAUUUUCAGUGCAAAAUACAUUACAAAUCUUCCAAUUAACUUCCACGUUUAAAAACACUCGAUUUUGGGGGAUUUUAAUGAAAAAUCUUGGAUUUUAUCAAUUUUUAGAUAAAAUUAAGUUAACUUGUUGCAUGUUUAGGUAGUAUUCAAUGCUGGACAGAUGGUGAUCUUCACCAUAAUGGCCUUAUUGAUCAUGAGGUUGAAGUUGUUCGCUGUUCCACAGUUCUGCGUCUUUGCUGCGGUGAUUUUUAACAGUAAAGUAAGUUUGUAGAGCUGAUUUUACUUUGGAUUUCAAAAUUUAAAAUUCAAAAUUUGAACUCUCAAAUUUUGCACGGUGCAUGUUUUCUAAAAACUUUUUGACCGUUAUACCUAAAAUGACAAAGCAGAUAAUAAAAUGUCAUUUCAGUUGAUUUCAACUACAUUCGGACGCAAAUUAAAGUACAAACCAGUGCUUAUUAUAUUACUCAUGGCUUUGAUGACAUACAAAGGCAAGGAUAAUAUCGCAAAACAAAUCGGAAUCAAGGGAGAAUAUUCAAAUGAGCCUCAAGAGUAUCUGUUCGAUUGGAUUGAGACCAACACUCAUAAAGGUACCUAUUUUUUAACUAUGUAAAUGAAAAAAUGGGGUUUUUUUGAAAAUUUGAUGGCAAGUACAAUAUUUUUAAUGUUUUGAUAAUGAAGAUGUAUAUAAAAUAAUGUGUUUUUUUGUGAAUAAUAUUUUUAGAUGAUGUAUUUGCUGGAUCGAUGCCAACAAUGGCCAAUAUUCAUUUAUCGACCGGUCGGAAGGUCUUCAAUCAUCCCCACUAUGAAGAUGCUGGGCUACGGUAGGUUUUUGAUGGAUUUUGAAGUCUGUAGCUUACUGUAAAUGUCGAUCUUAGUAUCAUGUGAUAGACAAAGAAUUUCCCAAUGAUAUAGUAUUAAAUAGAAUGGCAAUAUAAAGCUUUUGGUGUGACCAACAAGCCAUGAGAAUUUCAGCUAAAACAAUGUUAACAUGCUUUCAGCGAACGCACCUUUCAAGUAUACCAAUUCUAUGGUCGAAACACGCCAGAAACCGUUUACAAAACCUUUAAAAAGCUUGGGAUCAACUACUUUGUACUAGAACCAUUCCUAUGCAAAGGACAUCAACGACCAGAGUGCACGUAUAUUGGGAUGUUCGACAAGAUAUACAAGAAAGACUUGGAAAAACCCACUAAUUGUGACAGAAUCAUACCGAUAUUGGAGCAGAAUCGAAAGAAUGUGGAGUUUAAACCGUUCCAGAUCGUUUAUAUGGCAACUGGCUAUGUCGUUCUUAAAGUUUAG